GGUCGGCAGGUGGCAGUGCAUGCGCAUGCGCCAUGGUCUCCAGUUACUUCCCCCUGCGACAGCGAGCGUAACAUCGAUAUUAGUUUAUAUUUUUACUCUCGUGUUUACACCAACAUAACUCACCUUUUGUCACGCUUACAAUGGAAAGCAGCGGAGAUGAGGCGCAAGAGGAUAUGCAAGAUAUGAAGCGGUCGCCAUUCGCCGUUUCAGGUUCCAACUUCCUGACGACGCCGACGCACAAAGUCAUUUUGCAUUUUGACCUGGAUUGCUUCUAUGCUCAGGUGGAAAUGCUCAGAAACCCGGCAUUGAGAGACGUCCCUUUAGGCAUUCAGCAGAAGUACAUCAUCGUGACCUGUAACUACGUGGCGAGGCAGCAGGGCGUCACCAAGCUGAUGUCGGUCACUGACGCCAAGGAGAAGUGUCCUCAGCUGGUGCUGGUGAAGGGAGAAGACCUGACUCACUACAGAGAAAUGUCCUACCAAGUCACCGACCUGCUGCUGUCCUUCUGUCCGUCGGUGGAGAGGCUUGGCUUCGACGAGAACUACGUGGACAUCACAGAGAUGAUUGAGAAAAGGCUGGCCGACACGCCACAGUCCAGCUUUUCAUUCCAAGGCCACGUGUACAACGUCGCAGGUGACGCUGCAGAUGCUAAAGCCAGCAUACAUCCAGAGCUGGCUUUGGGGUCGCACAUCGCCGCCGAGCUGAGAGAAGCCGUCCGCAGCCGACUGGGCCUAACUGGCUGCGCCGGCAUCGCCGCCAACAAGCUGCUGGCCAAACUGGUGUCGGGCGCCUUCAAACCCAACCAGCAAACCACCUUGUUGCCGGAGAACCUUGGUGACAUCAUGGGCGCUCUCAGCGGCCUCCGUGCAAUACCAGGGGUCGGUCACCAAACCGCCAAGAAGCUCCACGCCCUGGGAUUGGUCAGCGUCAGAGACCUGCAGCUCUUCCCUCUGACUGACCUGGUGAGAGAAUUCGGAGCUCCGAGCGCGACACGUCUGAAGAAUCUAUCGCUCGGCGUGGACAGUUCUCCGGUCACUCCAUCUGGAGCCCCUCAGUCCCUCAGCGACGAAGACUCCUUCAAGAAAAUGUCAACCGCCAAAGAAGUGAUGGAGAAGAUGGAGCAGCUCCUGAGCAGCCUGGUGGAGAGGAUGCGUAAAGACGGCAGGCGGCCUCAAACCCUCCGGCUCACCCUCCGUAAAUACUCGGCGACCAACAAGUGGCACAGCCGGGAGAGCCGCCAGUGUCCCAUCCCCCACCACGUUGGCCGCACGAUCACCUCAGCCGGCAGUGAUGACGUCGUGUUACAUCUGGUCUCCCUGGCCAUGAAGCUCUUCUCCAAAAUGUUGGACAUCAACUCGGCCUUCCACCUGACCCUCAUCAACGUGUGCUUCAGCAACCUGCAGGCCAAAGGGCCUUCUGCCGGCGGGCGGAGCUCCAUCAAAUCCUUCUUCGCGCACGGCUCCUCACCUAAAACAUCCUUCUCGUCUCCUCAAAGACAGGCCGUACCUCUCGUCCCCCUAAAGGACAAGUCCUCCCCGUGCGGUGCAGAAAAUGGCUUCAUCACAUCCAGCGUGACGACUCCAGAGAAGACCACAAAAAGCCCGCCGAGCUAUGACGCGGCAACACCCGGGGUUGAAAUGGAACAGAGGGCUUCUGUCCCGGCGGACGUGACGUCACCCGGCAGCCCCACAUGUCGGCGCCAGGGUGAUGCCGCUGUCACCGUGACACAUGGAUUACCCCCAGACGUCGACGCAGAGGUGUUCCGCGUCCUCCCUGUGGAGAUCCAGAAGGAGCUUUUAAUGGAGCGCACCUCUCAGCCGUGUCCUCUUCCUUCCAACCCUCCCCUGACUUCACCCCAAACCUCCCGGAAUAGAAACAAUACAGAGCAGGGGGUUGUCUGCGACUUGGAUCCGUCGGAGGGAGGUGCCACGCCGCAUCAUCCACAGCCUGCGGGCAAGAGCGCGCUUCCAGGAGAAACCACCUCGGAAGCAAAGAGACUGUCAUCUGACUGCCAGCUGCCACUAAAUGUGGACCCUCACGUCUUCUCCCAGCUGCCAGCUGACCUUCAGGCCGAGCUGAUGACUGAAUGGAAGCGGGAGAAGCCGCUUCUGAAGGUCCCGGCGGCCAGGAAACCUGCCAGAGCUAAAGGGAAGAAAGGUGCGGGAAGCAGCAGCCAGGCAAACAGUUUGUUGGAUUAUUUUAAACAUGCUUAGUUACAAAUAUUAAUACAUAAGAGGUUUAUACUUUCCCUACAAACCAUUAAAAGCAUUCUAGUUGCGGCCAAUAAUGAAAAAUAAAACAAAAAAUGUCAUAAUUGGAUUUUUUUUUAAUCCAAUAGUUUGUUUGAUUAUUUUAAGCAUGCUUAGUUACAAAUAAUAAUACUUCAGAGGUUUAUACUUUCCCUACAAACCAUUAAAAGCAUUCUAGUUGCGGCCAAUAAUGAAAAAUAAAACAAAAAAUGUCAUAAUUGGAUUUUUUUUUAAUCCAAUAGUUUGUUUGAUUAUUUUAAGCAUGCUUAGUUACAAAUAAUAAUACUUCAGAGGUUUAUACUUUCCCUACAAACCAUUAAAAGCAUUCUAGUUGCAGCUAAUAAUGCAAAAUAAAACAAAAAAUAUAAUAAUUGGAUUUUUUUUUUUUUUAAACCAAUAGUUUGUGGGACUAUUUUAAGCAUGCUUAGUUACAAAUAAUAAUACAUCAGAGGUUUGUACUUUUCCUACAAACCAUUAAAAGCAUUCUAGUUACGGCCAAUAAUGAAAAAUAAAACAAAAAAUGUCAUAAUUGGAUUUUUUUUUUAAUCCAAUAGUUUGUUGGAUUAUGUUAAGCAUGCUUAGUUACAUAUAAUAAUACAUCACAGGUUUAUACUUUCCCUACAAACCAUUAAAAGCAUUCUAGUUGCGGCCAAUAAUGCAAAAUAAAACAAAAAAUAUCAUAAUUGGAUUUUUUUUUAAUCCAAUAGUUUGUUGGAUGAUUUUAAGCAUGCUUAGUUACAAAUAAUGAUACAUAAGAGGUUUAUACUUUCCCUACAAACCAUUAAAAGCAUUCUAGUUGCGGCCAAUAAUGAAAAAUAAAACAAAAAAUGUCAUAAUUGGAUUUUUUUUUAAUCCAAUAGUUUGUUUGAUUAUUUUAAGCAUGCUUAGUUACAAAUAAUAAUACUUCAGAGGUUUAUACUUUCCCUACAAACCAUUAAAAGCAUUCUAGUUGCGGCCAAUAAUGUAAAAUAAAACAAAAAAUGUCAUAAUUAGAUUUUUUUUUUAAUCCAAUAGUUUGUGGGACUAUUUUAAGCAUGCUUAGUUACAAAUGAUAAUACAUCAGAAGUUUAUACUUUCCCUACAAACCAUUAAAAGAAUUCUAGUUGUGGCCAAUGAUGCAAAAAAAAAAAAUGUCGUCAUUGGAUUUUUUUUUCAAACCAAUAGUUUCUUGGAUUAUUUUAAGCAUGCUUAGUUACAUAUAAUAAUACAUCAGAGGUUUAUACUUUCCCUACAAACCAUUAAAAGCAUUCUAGUUGUGGCCAAUAAUGCAAAAUAAAACAAAAAAUGUCAUAAUUGGAUUUUUUUUUAAUCCAAUAGUUUGUUGGAUUAUGUUAAGCAUGCUUAGUUACAUAUAAUAAUACAUCAUAGGUUUAUACUUUCCCUACAAACCAUUAAAAGCAUUCUAGUUGCGCCAAUAAUGCAAAAUAAAACAAAAAAUGUAAUAAUUGGAUUUUUUUUUUCAACCAAUAGCUUGUUGGAUUAUUUUUAAGUAUGCUUAGUUACAAAUAAUAAUACAUCACAGGCUUAUACUUUCUCUACAAACCAUUAAAAGCAUUCUAGUUGCAGCUAAUAAUGCAAAAUAAAACAAAAAAUAUAAUAAUUGGAUUUUUUUUUUUUAAACCAAUAGUUUGUGGGACUAUUUUAAGCAUGCUUAGUUACAAAUAAUAAUACAUCACAGGUUUGUACUUUUCCUACAAACCAUUAAAAGCAUUCUAGUUGCGGCCAAUAAUGUAAAAUAAAACAAAAAAUGUCAUAAUUAGAUUUUUUUUUUAAUCCAAUAGUUUGUGGGACUAUUUUAAGCAUGCUUAGUUACAAAUGAUAAUACAUCAGAAGUUUAUACUUUCCCUACAAACCAUUAAAAGAAUUCUAGUUGUGGCCAAUGAUGCAAAAAAAAAAAUGUCGUCAUUGGAUUUUUUUUUCAAACCAAUAGUUUCUUGGAUUAUUUUAAGCAUGCUUAGUUACAAAUAAUAAUACAUCAGAGGUUUAUACUUUCCCUACAAACCAUUAAAAGCAUUCUAGUUGUGGCCAAUAAUGCAAAAUAAAACAAAAAAUGUCAUAAUUGGAUUUUUUUUUUAAAUCCAAUAGUUUGUUGGAUUAUUUUAAGCAUGCUUAGUUACAAAUAAUAAUACAUCAUAGGUUUAUACUUUCCCUACAAACCAUUAAAAGCAUUCUAGUUGCGCCAAUAAUGCAAAAUAAAACAAAAAAUGUCAUCAUUGGAUUUUUUUUUUAAUCCAAUAGUUUGUUGGAUUAUUUUAAGCAUGUUUAGUUACAAAUAAUAAUACAUCCCAGGUUUAUACUUUCCUAAAAACCAUUAAAAGCAUUCUAGUUGUGGCCAAAUAAUGAAAAAUAAAACAAAAAAUGUCAUAAUUUUUUUUUUUUUAAUCCAAUAGUUUGUUGGAUUAUUUUAAGCAUGUUUAGUUACAAAUAAUAAUACAUCACAGGUUUAUACUUUCUCUACAAACCAUUAAAAGCAUUCUAGUUGCGGCCAAUAAUGCAAAAUAAAACCAAAAAUGUCAUAAUCUGAUUUUUUUUUUUUAAUCCAGUAGUUUGUUGGAUUAUUUUAAGCAUGCUUAGUUACAAAUAAUAAUACAUCAGAGGUUUAUACUUUCCCUCCAAACCAUUAAAAGCAUUCUAGUUGCGCCAAUAAUGCAAAAUAAAACAAAAAAUGUAAUAAUUUGAUUUUUUUUUUUAAACCAAUAGUUUGUUGGAUUAUUUUACGCAUGCUUAGUUACAAAUAUUUAUACAUCACAGGUUUAUACUUUCCCUACUAAAUAUGCUAAAUGAUAAUAAAAAUAAUAUGUCAAUGUGUAUAUAUAUAUAUAUAUAUGUGUAUAUGUAUGUAAAAAGCACUGAGUAAAUAAAUAUUACAAAUAAUGCUCACAUUGUUGUAAAUAAAUUAUUUACAAUAAUAGUACUGAAAAUACUACAUAAAUCAACUUUCUAAUAGUACUCUUGUAAGUAAAUGUGCUAAUGAUGGCGAUAAUUAAGCCAAUAAUUUGUGGUAAAUAAAUAAUUAUUCAAAAAAUAUAAAUAAAAAAGACAUCAUAACAAAGAACACAAAUUUUUCCAUUAUUAAUUGUUGGAGCUCUCGUUGUUGUUAUACCAUAUGAUCAUUAUGACCGAGAAAAAAUAUAUUUGCACAGUUUUGUUUUCCAUACAGCUCCCUUAAAACAUUCUAAUUAUGAACACAAAUAUCAUAAUUGUUUUUUUUUUGCCCAGUCAGUAGUAAAAAUGCAGCGCACAUUCUUACCCCACUUCCUGUGCAGUGUUGAUUGUUGUCCCUCAAAAGUGUUUUUUUAUAUUCAAACUGAUCCGGUGAUCAGUUGUAACAAGCAAGUCUUGAUUCGUACGGAAUUCCUUAAAAAAAUAUAUAAACAAAAAAGUUACAUCUGGUUGUUCUAUUCACGUUGUUUAUGCUAUUUUGCACCGCUGUUUUUGUAAACAAAGCAGUAGAAUAAGAGUUUAUAUGAAUAAAAACAACACUGAUUGCACUUAUUUUCCCUAUUUUGUCAGUCUACCCCAGGGCAGCUGUGGCUACAAAUGUAGCUUACCACCACCUCCUGUGAAUCAACGACGGGUUCCCGCUUCUCUGUGAGUGCUUUUGAGUAUCUUGUGUUAGAAAAGCGCGAUAUUAAAUCUCAUCCAUUAUUAGGGUCUGCCAGGCCCAUUGCAAAAGGACUCCACAGGAGUCCUUUUGCAAUGAGCCAAGGACCCUAUUGAAACUGCUGUGUUUUAUUAUUAUUCCGCACCUUCGCACCCUAAUUUGACCCCCUUAACAUGCUUCACAACUCACCAAAUUUGACACACACAUCGGUAUAGCAAACCUCCCCAAGUUAUUAAGCAACCAAACCCCAAAAAUGAAAAUUGCGCGCUAGCGCCCCCUAGGAAAAAAAACAACAACAGACUGCUCAUAACUUCCGUUAGGAAUGUCGUAGAGACAUGAAACAAAAACUUCUAUGUAGAACUGACUUAGACCUACAAUUCAUAAUUUUACUUUCUCGGGCAAAAAUCAACAACAAGUUGGCAAAAACCCCUUCAAUACAAAAUUUUCGCAAAAAAUGUUAUUUUUGCCUCUUUGAGCUGUAAUUUGACCCCUUUAAAAUGCUUCUAAACUCACCAAACUUGGCACACACAUCAGUACUGGCAGAAAUUGCGAUCUAAUGAAAAAACUAAACCCGAAAAUUAAAAAAAUGCGCUCUAGCGCAAUUUUUGAAUAAAACACAGCAAAAACGGCUCCUAGGAAGAAAACACAAACAAAAUUGCUUGUAACUUACAGUAGGAAUGCCGGAAAGACAUGAAACAAAAACUUCUAUGUAGGUCUCACUUAGACCUACAUUUAUAUGAUUGGCAUCCUUCGGCAAAAAUCAACAGGAAGUUAAAAAUUACCCCUUUAAAAUAAAAGUUUUGUAAAAACCCGUCACCUUUUUCAAACGUAAACUCCUCUGAGUGCGUUUGUCGUUUCGGCUUCAAACUCGCACAGGAGAGAGAUUGAACCCUUUUGAUUAUCAUAUUUGUUUUUAUAUUGUUUUUAUUGGUUUUAUAUUUAUUUAUUUUUUGUUUUUAUUCAGUCAUUGGUGGAGCAUAAUAUAUGUAUAUAUACUUUUUUUAUUUUAUUUUAUUUUUUUAUUUUUUUUACAAUUGUCUUUAACAUGGCUGUGCAGGACUUUGGAAACGUUAUUGUUGUUUAAAUGUGCUAUAUAAAUAAAGUGGAUUGGAUUGGAUUGGAUUGAUUAAAACUAUCCAACAAAG
Messenger RNA from Nerophis ophidion (straightnose pipefish), 6998 nucleotides. It is a transcript of the gene poli, whose product is annotated as polymerase (DNA directed) iota. The transcript has 10 exons. Gene Ontology annotation, biological process: translesion synthesis. Gene Ontology annotation, molecular function: damaged DNA binding; DNA-directed DNA polymerase activity. Lineage: Eukaryota; Metazoa; Chordata; Actinopteri; Syngnathiformes; Syngnathidae. Bases 141 to 2213 code for a protein of 690 amino acids. The record is from RefSeq and is a predicted model, not a curated record.